AUGUCUGAGCGAUCGUGUCCUGUGUCUGGGUCUAUGGGUGGUGGAAGAUGUCCCGCAGGUGCACAUGGGCAAACAGCGAAUCGACGGGUUGGACCGCGAGGUUGUUCCUUCUCAGGUUAUACCCAGCAAGGAGACCUUCAUGCUGCUUUUGAUAUACCACGAGGGGUAGACGUUGAUGAGUGGCUGCGUGCUAGGGAGAGAAAAGCUAUCAACGAGAUCGUCUACUCGGAUAUCCCAUCAGCGGACCACAUCGCUCAAGUGAAGAACGUCGACACUCUCGUUGCGGAUGACAGGGACCUACUCGCCGUUGCCCUGGGUGCGCCUGCUCGGCAAGUCAUUCUUCGAGCCGAAGGAGUCGGAUCCCAAAGUGGAUGGAAGGACGGAUACCUCAGCGCUGAAUAUGGCUUCAACGCACCCGACUCAAAUGAAGCUGCCGGAGCCCUCGCCAACUGCCCUGGACGCGUCUGGUCCGAUCUCUGCGAGAGGAUGCCCGGUUGUGUCUCACGAGGACGCGUCAGAGAGUCUGUCGCUGCUCUUCCCCUCGUCGAAGGAACCGAGGAAUAUGUCCCGGAUCAAGCCCUCUGGGCUGCUAUCGUGGCCCUGGGCAUGUUGUGCUCCAUCUAUCGCUACGAAGAUAAGAACGAUGGAUACGACGGUGUCAGCAUCAACUCGAUCUCUACCAAGCCUCGCGUAGAAAUGAGCGACGACCUCGGACCGGAACUGAUAGGAAUCCCGAGGACUAUCGGGCUGCCAUACUGGCAGGUCUCGCGACGUAUGGGACGGGCUAUUCCCCAUCUUACUUUCUUCGACCAAGCAUCCUACAACAUCAAAGUGCGCGACCCGACUUCUGUCUACCCAUAUGUUGGCCGCUUCGACAAUACCGAUCUCCGUUGGCCCAUGUUUGGAGAGCGUACCGAGAUUGCUUUCUUGAAGGGCUGUGCCGACACCUCGGCAUCCUUCCAACACGGCCCAGAUGCCAUAGCCGCUUGCCAAGAGCACGUCAUGAACCGGAACAACGAGGGCUUAUUGAGGGAGAUGAUCAGACUCAAAGAAAUCCUCGAAAGGAUGCCCAACGCCUUCCACUCCAUCUCAACCAACCCCAACUCGGGCGAUAACUACGUCUCGGCGGCCGAGUGGGUGCGAUGGGGCAAGUUUUCCGCGCCGCUGUCCAAGAGAUGCCCAGCCGCUUCCGGUCUUCAAUUCCCGCCGUAUCUUCUCAUGGACGCCUUCCUCGGCCGCAAGAAGUACGAUUCCUUCCUAGGCAACGAGGGUUUGCACCUACGCGCAUGGCUGCCGUCCAAUCUGCGAGCUUUCAUUGCCUCUGUCGAGUACCACUAUCGGAUUCCAGAGUAUGUCAGGGGGUCUGGCGAUCCACGACUCAUGGGCGUCCUUGACGGGAUCAUCGAGGCGUACACGGGCGAGCGAGGGUUCAUGGGCACGCAUAGGUACAAGGUGUUUGGUAUCCUGGAAGUAGCCUCCAAGACUGGCCGAACGGAAACGAACGGUGCCUCUGGCGCCUCUGAUGAUUCGGGAAGGCCAUGGGAGGAAGUACACCGCCAAUUCUCGGAUGCCAUGAAGGAACGCUUGGAGCCCUACCGCGGAAACAUUCCCGUCGAACCCCAUGAGAUGCGUGGCACCUUUGAAGAGUGCCGGUACAAGUCGCGUAUCCUCUCUCGAUCUUUUGUCGACUCGGACCAUGAUCGGUCAAUCUCUAUGGUCACGCUUGAUCUACACAACACUGGCAUCACGUUCCAGCCGGGCGACAGACUCGCGAUCAUGCCCCUCAACAGCUGGGAGGAAUGUGCCAAGGUAGCUGCGGCGCUCGGUUUGGACACGAUGCUUGAAAGCCCUGUUCUUCUCGACCGCAAGUGGUCUCGGUUUGCCGAGCACUUGGAGACGGUCUCUAAUCACGGCGUUGCGAGCACCUCCACGAAGACAAGGAAACUCAUGGUCAAGGAUAUCCUCCGCCGAGGUCACCUGGCCCCGUUGACCCAGGAUCUCGUCCUCAAGAUCCACGCAAUGCUGAGGGCCUCGUCAAACACCGUGCUCCAGGUGCUGGCGACUGAGGAGUGGCCGGUCCGUGGCUCACUGGGUGACCUUCUCCAGGCCGCUGUCAUGGACACCCCGACGCACAUCUGGGACCAAGCAUUCGACCUCUCCAACGACGUGGCGUGGCUCAGUGAUCUCAUCUCGGUUGAGAUCCCGCGCACAUACUCCAUAUCCAACUACCCCGAAGAGCUACUCCCAAGCACAGUCGACCUCACAAUCUCACGGGCAGAGUACAAACUCUGCGCCACGUUUGCGGGAAAGUCUGACAUCUCACGAUCGGGCGUAAGCAGUGGCUACCUCAACCCACCCGUUGGCUCACCAGAUGACUUCAUCGCCGACGAAGACGAACUGCUAGUCGGGAUCUCCAGACCCAUCGCCUUCCAGCUACCUCUUGAUGGCGCCGCACCCUGCGCAUUCUUCGCCGGCGGUAGUGGCAUUGCCCCUUUUAGGAGCUUCUGGCAGGCUCGUGCUGGCCGCUCAGUCGGAAAGAACAUGCUUUUCCUGGGUGUUCAGAACCGGGAAAAGUUCUGCUACGAGGAUGAGCUCCGUCAAUACGUCAAUGCGGGGCUAAUGGAGGUUCAUCUCGCGUUUUCCCGUGAUAGCCGCGGUCUUGCAUACGACCCCAUCAUGAGAGACCUCAUCGAGCGCCGUACCGAGCCACGAUACAUCGAUUCGCUCAUCGUAGAGCAGGGAGCUAGCGUGUGUGACUUGGUCAUGUCCAAGAAGCAAGGCGGCCUUGGAGGGUAUCUGUACAUCUGCGGCUCCGUUGAUGUCUUUGACUCCGUCAUGAGCGGGCUGCGCAAGGCCAUUUACAACCAUCGGACGGCGACCAUGGAGUCUACGGAUCUAAUCAUCAACACCGCCUUCGCCGAGCGGCGGAUCAUGUUGGACGUCUUCAUGACUCCGAAGCCGCUCCCCUGUAAUCGACCAACCAUCCCACUCUCACAGCUGUCUGUCCAUACGGGACAUAGACCUGGAGGAAGGAUGUGGAUUGCCGUCCACGGAAGUGUAUACGACGUGACGGACUUUUCUCCUAUGCAUCCGGGAGGCACUUUAAUAAUGAGGUCGAAUGCGGGCGUGGACUGCACGAAAUCCUUUGACAAUUUGGCACACACGAACAACCCAGAAGUGGCCAGCCUGCUCACGAAGUACUUCAUCGGCCAUCUGACCCCCAAGCCCGAGUAUCAUGACUGCGAGGAGAUCAGCGGCCUGUAUGACAUGUGGUCGGCAUACCUACGAACGACCGUCGAGACACUCGUCUCUCAGCAAUUUGAGAUGGACGACAUUCUCGGCUCGUCGAAGCUCUGGUUCCAGGGCAGCCUCAUCAAUAUGCUGGGUGUACGCAUCUUCUACCAAUACCAAUCCCGCCUCCUCCAAGGAGGUUUCUCUGCCCUCUUUGGACCCAAGUUCCAAGAACUCGUCCUCAAACUCUCUUUCACGAUGGCCAACGCCGCGUCCGUCGGAUCCGAUACCAAACUCCCCGACAUCCUCGGCAUCAUCGCCAGGGCCAAAACCUCCACCGACGCCGUCACAACCUCCAAGGAGGUCUCGCGCAUCGGCCAAUUCAUCUGCGACAGCGAGCCAGCUCGUCUCAUGGAGCGCGGCAUCAUGGACUACGCCAACAAGUCAGUCCAGCUCGACAUUGAGCUCCUCGAAGACAUCC
Molecule: messenger RNA, 3712 nt
Organism: Colletotrichum acutatum
Lineage: Eukaryota; Fungi; Ascomycota; Sordariomycetes; Glomerellales; Glomerellaceae
Exons: 4
Biological process (GO): homocysteine metabolic process
Cellular component (GO): cytosol
Molecular function (GO): flavin adenine dinucleotide binding; metal ion binding; [methionine synthase] reductase (NADPH) activity
Source: RefSeq, a predicted model, not a curated record